Messenger RNA from Pleuronectes platessa (European plaice), 1365 nucleotides. Its product is annotated as eukaryotic translation initiation factor 4 gamma 1. Gene Ontology annotation, cellular component: eukaryotic translation initiation factor 4F complex. The transcript is spliced from 2 exons. Gene Ontology annotation, molecular function: translation initiation factor activity; mRNA binding; protein binding. Lineage: Eukaryota; Metazoa; Chordata; Actinopteri; Pleuronectiformes; Pleuronectidae. The record is from RefSeq and is a predicted model, not a curated record. The coding region runs from base 478 to 1200 and encodes 240 amino acids.
UGAUGUAGAUAAAUAGAUGUACUUUAUUUUUGUAACACACAGUUUCAGAAGCAUCAUCGGGGAUUUUUCACUCAAACCGUUAAGUUUGAAUUUAAUGUUUAUCUAAAUUAAACUUGUACAUUUAAAAAAAAAAAUAGGCAUUUUCUGAAUUUUUUUGAACGUUAUCACUCAGGCUUUGUUCCUUUGAUGAAUGUCACUGAAGGUCACCAAAGCAGCAGCCAUAUACCUUUGAAGUCUGUCCCUACAUAAGCGUCAGUUUUCAGUCAGUUUUCAGUCAGUUCUCUUCGGAAUACUUGGCUCGUUGCACCUGAACUCUGUUCUUGCUCCUGAACUCUGUUCCUGCUCCUGAACUCUGUUCUUGCUCCUGAACUCUGUUCCUGCUCCUGAACUCUGUUCUUGCUCCUGAACUCUGUUCUUGCUCCUGAACUCGUUUCUUUGGAUUUGCCUUGAAGAGAACUACGAUUGAUUUGAAUCAACAUGAUCCCAACACACGUGGGGUUUCUCGGCGCUGCCUCCUACGAGUCCGUCAGCUGCGUCACUGCAAACUUUCAAGCCUUCGUGACGGAUCUGAGUCACGAGGACUUGGACGUUGAGGAGAACCUGCAGGAAAUGGUUGAGCUCAUUUUCAAGAGGGCCGUGAAGAAACCAGACUCUGCUGCAGUCUUCGCGGAGCUGUGUCAACACCUCUCAGAAGUGGAGUUCCAGUCCUUGUCCGACUGGUCAGUCAGCGUCUCCUUCAGGUCUCUGCUGGUUAAACACUGCCAGGCAGAGUUCAUGAAGAACUUGGACAAGGAGGGCAUUCAUCAAGAGAGUUGGUCCUGCCUGAAGCCAGUCCAGGACGUGAGGGUCACCGACCGGCUGAGGGAAGAGCAACAGAACGCCAAACCUUCCGGUCGGUUCCUUAACAUGCUGAGGUUUAUUGGGGAGCUGUUCCUCUCCAAGGUGCUGGCAGAGAAAUCCAUGCACUGCUGCAUCAGGAGGCUGUUGCAGAAAGGAGACGGGCCGUCUCUUGAGGGCCUCUGUCAGCUCCUCCAGAUGAUCCAGCAGGACCUGGAGGUGGUGAUGGAAAAGGAAGUGAUGGACACCUACUAUAACCAGCUGGACCAUAUCGCAGAGAAAGGGAAGAGGGCACCAAGGCUCUCCCUUUUGUUGAGGGAAACAGUGGAUGCCAGGAAGAUGGCAUACUCCACCCCCCACUAAGUUUUUAAUGAAAACUCAUGUGGGAAAUACAACUUAUACACUUAUACAACUUAUACAGUGAUAUUUGUAAAUGGACAGAAACCCCCCACUGCAACCCCUCCUCCUACUCUGUAUAAUUUGCACUGGGUGACAUCAUGUCUGUACUCUGUUUGUGGUUUGUACUAU